Molecule: messenger RNA, 1605 nt
Organism: Trypanosoma rangeli
Lineage: Eukaryota; Euglenozoa; Kinetoplastea; Trypanosomatida; Trypanosomatidae
Exons: 1
Coding region: 1-1605 (534 amino acids)
Source: RefSeq, a predicted model, not a curated record
AUGGCUCGUACGGCGUUGGAAGAAUGGGAUGCGUUUGGCGUCUUUGAAGGCCCACCACCGUCCCCCGCCACACAUCUCACUAUCCGGCAGUAUGUGAGUCUGGUGCAGUGGGUUGGGCAGCGGCUGAAGUUAGAUAACGUCUCAUUUCGUUUUAACCUUCUGUUGCCCGGGGAUGGGAAUGAGGAUGCUGUUGCGCUCCGUGCCUGUGGUCACCCACCCGUGUGUGUUCACUUGGCUCGCGAGGAGGGGCUUCAUGCGAUGCAGCAUCCGGAUUCACUCCCUACCAUUGCAUGCGACAAAGCAAACACUGCGGCGCACGCGCUCCCGCACGUGCAUUGUUUGUUCUGCUUGCGCGAAAGCCAGGGAGGGCAGCACCUGGCAGCUCUACCGGAUCUUCAUCAGGGUUUGCUUGGCCACUACAUGGACCAUAUGCAAACACGAAAUGAAUGCCUGGCCCUCCUGGAAGGUGAGGCGGCAGUCUGCAUGAGUGAGGCAGGCUGGGAACCAGACCUCUCGCGUGCGGCGCAGCAGGAGAAGCUGGAACACACCGCAGACUCCGCAGGACGACAUGGGUGUUUCAUUGCCUCUGUCGGCACGGCGACUUGUCCAGUUGUUGUGGUGUACUGUGCGGUGUGUGACCAGCUGGCCCCGCUUGCAACCUUCGUCACAGCAACGAAGGAUGCCGCAAACAACGUCGACAGCAGCGAUGACAACAAAACAGGCUCACAACAACACUUUGAGGCAGCGAGGAGUGUGGAGGAGGCUGAAACAAUCUUGGCGCGUCUUUUACUCGCGUGUCAACUGCUCUGUGCGAUGCGGUGCGAACCCGCCCAGGCGGGACGGGUCUCUGCGCCUCAGGUGCAGCCGGAAACGCACAUUUUUCUGGCUACCCCUCUUCUUUUUGGUGUCGAGAAGGAGGCGCUAACGGAGGAGUUUGAAAGCGGCGCGGUGAUUACGCAUAGUUCCGUUAUUUUACCCAUGGCCACCUUGGGUGGCCCGCCAGAGGCGCCGCAGCUUUGCCUGAUGGACCAGGAAGCAAUGCUGCGUUCACUGAAGGACCAAUUGCCGCCCUACUGCUUCACAGACGCCGUUGUGGGCUUUAUGAUGGCGUGGCCCACGGAGGCAGACACGGACGCGAAAGUUGCGUGGGUGCUACGGCAAGAUGGCGGCCUGCGUGUGCAGCGGCGGCUGGCGUACGUGGAGGACACGGAUGAGUGGGUCAUCGCACGUGUGUUUUACCACCCUGACACAGCCCUGUUGGGGUGCCGCAGCCAAGAUAAGGCGGCCGAUACAUCUGACGGUGGCAUUCGCGUGCGAAACGACUGCUGUGUUUUCAGGAUGCUGCCGCUAACACUUCUGCAGCAAUACACAUUUGAACCUCUCUGCACGCGAGCAGGCGUGGCUAGCUACACGACUGAUGCGGGUGACACUAAUAGUCCUCCUCAGACAAAACACAAGCUCGAUGAGGUGGCGGAUGCAGAGCUACUGGGCUGUCCAUACAGUGCGGAGGCCAGAACAAUCCAGUUUUUUGCAGGCAUGAUGGCGCUGGCCAAGGCGAUGAAGACGAUAGCUGACCAUGUGAAGGAGAACCAGCCAUAUGAAUAA